UGUAGUUUAUUGUAACACGUGGAAAUCAACAGCGGACUGCAAGACAGCUUUAUUUCUUUUUAUUUACAGUAAUACGAGGCUCCGGGAGUAAUCGUUCAAAAUGGUUAAGGCAAAAUUCAAGGGGAAGAGCUCCAUAAAUACCUCAAACUCCAGUAGUAAUCCCGACCGAGUCAAGGGAGCUGGAGGAAACAACAUGAGGGACCGAGCCACUAUAAAGCGCCUGAAUAUGUACAGACAGAAGCAGAGAUGUAACAGUCGAGGUAAAGUCAUCAAGCCUUUGCAGUACCAGAACACAGUUGCUCCUGGAACUGUGGCAAGAGUUGAGCCCAACAUCAAGUGGUUUGCCAACACACGAGUCAUCAAGCAGUCGUCCUUGCAGAAGUUUCAGGAAGAAAUGAAUGCAGUGAAGAAAGAUCCAUACCGAGUGGUCAUGAAACGGAGCAAACUUCCAAUGUCCUUGCUGCAUGACCGGAUAAAGGCACACAACUCCAAGGUGCACAUUCUAGACACAGAGACGUUUGAGACAACAUUUGGACCUAAGGCGCAGAGAAAGAGGCCAAACCUGUCUGUAGGAGAGCUGAAGGAGUUUGCUGAAAAGGCUGAGGUCUCGGCGCAGAGCUACAGUGCUGAGAAAGACCGCGAUUUGGUGACUGGGGACAGCGGAGUCAAGGAGGAGGCUCGGGAGGAGAUCUUCAAGAAGGGGCAGUCAAAACGGAUCUGGGGUGAGCUUUAUAAGGUGAUAGACUCUUCGGACGUUAUUAUCCAGGUGCUGGAUGCUCGGGACCCAAUGGGCACACGCUCACAAAGCAUUGAGUCUUACUUGAAGAAAGAGAAGCCUUGGAAACACCUCAUAUUUGUGCUAAAUAAGUGUGACCUCAUUCCCACAUGGGUUACGAAACAUUGGGUUGCAGUUCUUUCCCAGGAAUACCCUACUUUGGCCUUUCACGCAAGCCUUACCAACUCCUUCGGCAAGGGCUCACUUAUCCAGCUCCUGCGGCAGUUUGGCAAGCUCCAUUCCGACAAAAAACAGAUCAGUGUUGGUUUCAUUGGUUACCCCAACGUUGGAAAGAGCUCUAUUAUCAAUACCCUGCGCUCCAAAAAAGUCUGUAAUGUGGCACCCCUUGCUGGUGAAACUAAGGUUUGGCAGUACAUCACACUAAUGAGACGUAUUUUCCUCAUCGACUGUCCUGGCGUUGUUUACCCGUCUGACGACAGCGAGACUGACAUUGUGCUGAAGGGAGUGGUCCAAGUGGAGAAGAUCCGAAAUCCAGAGGAUCACAUUGGAGCAGUGCUGGAGAGAGCCAAAGCAGAGUACAUCCAGAAGACAUACCGCAUUCCCUCAUGGAGCUCUGCCGAGGAUUUCCUGGAAAAACUCGCCUUUCGCACCGGAAAACUGCUUAAGGGUGGAGAACCAGAUCUGCCUACUGUGUCUAAAAUGGUUCUGAAUGACUGGCAGAGGGGACGCAUCCCGUUUUUUGUGAAGCCUCCUGGCGGUGAGAUGGAUGAAGAGAACAAAGCCCAGGCCAUGCUGGAAAUGCCGGAGAUGGAAAGCGAGAUGGAUGAGUUGGAAAACAGACUUGAAGCUCAGGAUGUGGAAGAGGCCUCAUCAAGCCAGCAAGAAGAACAAAAGCUGCUGAAAAAGAAGAAAGAAGAGGUGCAGAAACUCUUCAAUGAUGUCAAGCAGAACUUUGGCAAAAUUAACGUCGCCCCAGAGUUCAGCGAGGAAGACCUUGUGCCUGUGGAGAUGCCGGACAUGAUGGAUGCUUCCGGCUCAGAAGAUGAGGAAAACGAGGAGGAGGAGGAGAAUGAGGAGCAAGUGGAAGAGGAGACUGAAAAACAACAGGAAGAAGAAUCCUCUGUUUCAGACUCAACACCCAAAGCAGGGAAAAAGAGCACACAGGAAGUGAACAAAGAGAUGGAUGAGAAGAUUGCUAAAUUGAAACAUUUUCUUGAUCGAGCCAAAUCAAAGCACUUCUCCGCCAUACGUAUUCCUAAAGGCCUCUCUGAAAGGGUGUUUACUGAAACCGUAGCAAAGCAGAACGCUGCAAAGAAUCAACAACAGAAAGCUGUAAAACAGGGUAAACGGAGGAGAGCUGUAGAAGAUGAGCCUGCACAGCCUGCCAAACUCACUUCUAAAGAGAAACGGAGAAUUGAGCGUUCCCAGAAAGUGAAGAAAGUGGGAGUCCGCUAUUAUGAGACGCACAACGUCAAGAACAAGAAUAAGAACAGAAAAAUUCCCUCAGAUAACAAGAAAGCCAAUCGAGCCAAGCGAUAAGAGCACAUUAUCAGAUACCCAGUCACAUCAAUCCCAGUUUCCAGAGUCCUGUUGGUGGCUGAUUCGGAAGAUCUGGAAUCACAGUGAUUUGUGUAAAGGUGCAGGUUUGGUUGAUCUGUGAUGCACUUUAAUCAUACUGUGAUGUCAACCAUCAUCCUGAACAUUACGACUGCACUCUGACAGCUAAUUCUCCUCAGCAUUGUGCAUUUUCAAAAGCUUUUAACUUAAGACAACUUCCUAAUUCAGCAGAUUUGAAAUGUGGAUCAUGUACUUGAGUGGCAUUUUGUCUGGUGAAAAAGCAACACAUUCUCAGAACGUAUAAAUCUUUUAUUUGUUAAA
Danio aesculapii is the source of this 2614-nucleotide messenger RNA. It is a transcript of the gene gnl2, whose product is annotated as guanine nucleotide binding protein-like 2 (nucleolar). The coding region runs from base 101 to 2275 and encodes 724 amino acids. The transcript has 16 exons. The record is from RefSeq and is a predicted model, not a curated record. Gene Ontology annotation, cellular component: nucleolus. Gene Ontology annotation, molecular function: GTP binding. Lineage: Eukaryota; Metazoa; Chordata; Actinopteri; Cypriniformes; Danionidae.